UCUGGCUCUGGCAGCAGCCUCAGCUCCUCUUGCCCGUCUGUCGUCCCCAAGUGCAUCAACACCUGGCUGCCGGCCAACUGCAAGUCCAACAGCGACAGCAGCUGCUACUGCCCGUCCUCCAACUUCACCAACAACGUCAUCCAGUGCAUCCAGUCCUGGAGCGCUGACCAGUCCGAGGUCCAGUCCGCGCUGUCGUACUUCACCGGCAUCUGCAGCGGCUACGUCGGGACCAACCCGGCCAUUGUCAGCGCCAUCCCGUCGACCAUCACUCUCUCUCCUCCUACGCCAUCUGCGACUGGUAGCACGGGGGCUUCUGCCGGAUCGUCUGGCUCGACUGGCGCGACUGGCUCGACUGGCAGCACCGGUAGCACUGGCUCUGGUUCUGGCAGCACCGGCUCGACUGGCUCGACUGGCUCGACUGGCUCGUCUGGAUCGUCUGCUGGUUCGUCUGCCGGUUCUGCCGGAUCGUCUGGAGCGUCUGGAGCUUCGUCUGGAGCUUCUUCUGUCGCCGCUGGUUCUGGCUUUGCAGCUGGUUCUGGUGCCGGUGCUGUUACAACCCCGGCUCCUGCCCCUGCCGCCGCUGCUUCGGUGCCUUGCACGACCAUCGUGUACAAGUCGACCAGCUACACCGUGCCUCAGCUGGCCUUCACGACUGUGACGGAGGGAACGAGCGUGACUGUCGGUCUUGUGCCAGCUACCUCUGCCCCUGCUGCCGCCGCUGGUGCUGGUGCUGGUGCUGUUGCUGGUGCUGGUGCUGGUGUUGGCGCUGCUUCUGCUUCUGCUCGCCCCGCCGGCGUGGCUGCUGGACCGACGACGCUCGCCACCAGCGUCGCCGUGGCGCCGACUGGCGUCGCGCCUUCUGGCUCGGUGCCAUACGUGCCCAAGGCCUCGACCAGCCUGACUCCUUUCCUUGGCGCAGCGACGCCCUCGGCCUCGGCGGCGUCGAGCCUCUGGCUGGCAGCUGCAGCGGGCAUCGUGGGCAUGCUGUUUGCUCUCGUUUGA
This is a messenger RNA of Rasamsonia emersonii CBS 393.64, 1002 nucleotides long. RefSeq lists its product as uncharacterized. The annotation marks the transcript as partial. The record is from RefSeq and is a predicted model, not a curated record. Lineage: Eukaryota; Fungi; Ascomycota; Eurotiomycetes; Eurotiales; Trichocomaceae. The transcript has a single exon.